Messenger RNA from Linum tenue, 1915 nucleotides. The record is from the annotation of a GenBank genome assembly. NCBI's taxonomy places the organism in Eukaryota, Viridiplantae, Streptophyta, Magnoliopsida, Malpighiales, Linaceae.
CUUUUUAUUUUCCCAUUAGUUACAUUAUUAUUUUCUUCUUCUUCGUCCUCCUUGGGACAACUUCCAACCAGAAGCUCGUCGUGUUCUUCCUGCUUCCUUGCGCGGUCAAUCAGAAUCCAAAUCAUUCCCAUCACAACCUUCCCAGCUACCAAAAUCAAAUUGAUAGGGUUUCUUUCCCGGCCAGCCGUGUAAAAAGAUGCGCUAUCUCGGGGAAGAAGUUCCUGUCGCUGGUUCUCAAUUAUCAAUCUCGGUUCUUCCCCAAAACCCUAAUUCAACUCUCACCCAUGGCGGGGCCUUCAAGAACGGCUCACCAGGAUUGUUCAAUUGGCUGUUCGAGUGCCACGGAUUAUUGCACAACGUCACUCUGAUUCUAGCUUCCCUCGGUUUCGUGCUCUACCUCGCAUUCCAGGCCAGGAAGAGCUUCGCCAAGCUCUUGAAUGGGAGAUCGCACAUAAUGGUUGCUUACUACGGCAGUCUCUGGCUCGUCAGCUUGCUCAACCUCUGUUGGUCUCUCUUACAGGCAAUGGAAUGCACUCCUGGAAAGGAACAAACAUGGAAUGUGCUAUCUCUGUUCACAACAUCUGGAAUGCUGUUUUUGGAAGUUAGCUUGCUCGCCUUUUUACUCGAAGGCAAUUACGUGAGUGGGCUAGACGCAAUGACAAAGACCUUCGCUGUCUCGGCAAUUGUAGUUGGGCUAGACAUACUUCUCAAGGCACUAUACUUGUUUGGGUUUGGGAUUCCCUUGUUUAUCGACAUUGGCGAGGACUCUAAUCGUAUGAAGUGGGGCCUGUGGGUUGUCCAUCGAUUAGUUCUUACUGCAGUUUAUGGAUUCAUCCUUUUCAUGUAUCAUUCCAAGUGGAGGGAAAGGUUGCCUGCAAGACCCGCAUUCUACAAGUACAUCGUGACCAUGUUUGGCUUGAACGCUCUUGCACUCUUCGCCUGUGGGAUUACUGGAAGUGGAUCUGGUUUCGGUUAUUGGCUGUAUAGCGCCACCAUAGUCUCCUACCAUGCCUUCUACCUCCCUCUGAUAUAUAUAACCUUUCUGGCAGACUUUUUCCAGGAGGAAGAUUUGCAUCUGGAGAAUGUGUACUACUCAGAGAUGAAAGAUGCCGGCUUCUUUGAUGCUGAUUGGGAGUAAAGGAUAUGUGAUGAAGAGCUUCUGAUCAAAGUCAAAAGUCUGGCACUCAUGCUGCACAUAAUUAACUUCCGUUUUAACCAAGUAUGGUAAGAAAGAAGAUCCAGAACCAGAAUGUCCCAUAUAACCUGAAAGCACAUUUCAUUUCGUUUAUGCUUUCACGUAUAAAGUGUAGCUUCUUUCCCCAUUAGGCUCUGUCUAGCUUCUGUGCAUAAAAAAAAGCUCCCAACUUUGGAUACUUUGUGCAAGGAUGAGCUUGUAAAAAUCUUUGGAUAUGACAGUUAACAAACAAACGCAUUUCCAUGAAAGUUUCACACACUAGAGCACUGUGUAUAACACUUAAGAGGGUUUUUUGUUUUCAAAGAGCACAUUUCUUCUAAUUUAUAGAGAUAAUAACAAGCAUGAAGCUGCACUAGAGAGAAAUAGGGCGAUCAUUCAUUGCUUGGAAGUUUUCUUCAGCUUUUUAACCUCACUUCUUCUGAACCAGUUCCUCGAUGAGAUCAGCCGCGUCCUGAACUGUCGCUAUCGACUGUGCGCUGUCCUCUUCGACGCUGAUGUGGAAUUCCUCUUCGAGACCCAUUACAAUUUCAACUGUGUCGAGAGAAUCGGCACCAAGUGCAGCGAAUUUGGAGUCGCCGGUCACCGGAGUCUCGGCGGGCAGUGCCAGCUGCUUCUUAACGAUCUUGGCAACCUUCUCCACCGUCUCUGGCUUCGCCUGCUCAAAACAGAGUCGGCCAUUAUCAGCAAUUACGUUAACUCCCACAAGCACAUCUACAGCCC